UUCAAUUUUUAUAAAAUCAAUUAUCAAAUAUAGAACUAUUUAGCGAAAUACCAAACUAAAUAAAAAUAGCAAUAUAACAUAUUACAAAAAAAGGAAAGGCUUAAACAAAAGGCAAUGACUGAAGUUGUAACUACUGCAAAUCAAAGCAAUUUUUUAUCUAGAUAAGAAAUGCUCUAAUGGAUCAAUGAUAGUUUAAAACUUAAUGAGAAGAAGAUAGAAAAUUUAGGCACUGGAGCUAUUUACUGUCAAUUAUUUGAUUUGGUGUACCCUGGAAAGGUGCAGAUGGUAAAGGUUAACUGGAAAGCAAAGUAUGAAAAUGAAUAUGUUUCAAAUUUCAAGAUUUUAUAGUAAGCAUUUGACAAGAUGAGUGUUAAUAAGCCCAUUGAUGUGAAUAAGUUAAUUAAAUGUAAAUACUAAGAUAAUCUUGAAUUUUUACAGUGGAUGAAAAAAUAUCAUGAUCAAUUUCGUAAAAAUUAAGAUAAGCCUUACGAUGCUAUAGGUAGAAGAAAUGGAUAAGUUUUGAUUGAUAGAGAAUACCCAAAUGAUAAAAUUCCUACUCAUCCUCACUUCUAAGCAAUUAAAGAAUAAGCAAGCAAUAUUUUAGAUAACAGUGUGAAUCAUUCAUCAAAGCAUAAUUUUUCAAGGCAUUCUAAUAAAAAGAGCUAAACUCAUUUUGUACCUUCUGAUUAAGGAAAGCAAAUGAGUCAUUCUUGCUAAUCUUCGAUAUCCAAUUUAUCUAUUGAUAAUGAAUUUAAUCACCUAGACGAAGCAGAUGCAGUUAAACCUUAUCCAUCUACUAAUAAAAUAUAAUCUGACUCUCUAAUAGAAAGACUUAAAGAUGAACGAAAUUUUUAUUUUUCUAAGAUACAGAGUAUUGAUUAAAUGCUAGAUAAUAUUUCAGACAAGAAUCCAAUGACUAUUAACGAUAUUAAAAAAUAUAUUAAAACCAUUCUAUACAGUACAUAAGAUUAAAUUUUAACUAUAUUGGAUGAUGGAACUGUAACUUUGGCUGACAAAUAGCUUAAUAACGUAUCUAUUAAUUAAUUUGAGUCAAUGGAAGGUCUUGAGUAGCUCAAAAAAGAAAUACUCAGUACUGAUUAAUAAAUCAAAAGUAGUGCCAAGAAAAACAAAAAGAAAAACACAAAAACAUAUGAUAACAAUUAAGAAAAUAAAAACACACUUUUAGUGCCUUAACAUUAAUAAAGCGAAACAUUUUCAAAUAGAUCAAAUUAAGGUUUUAAGACCCCAAAAAGUAGUAAAUACUCUUAUGAGCAAUCUCUAUAGCUUGAUGAUUUCACCACAUCAAUAAAUUAAAAUUCCAAUAAUAACUUUAUAACAUUUAACUAAAACAAUAAUAAAUCUCAGUCAAUACAAUCAAAUUUUGCUCAUAAUAAAAAAGAUUCAGAACCAUUAUAUGAAAUUUUUAUAAAUGAAGAAUAAAAUUAAAAAAAUAAAUAAAACGAAAAUUUAAAAAACUAAUCUCAAAGCUCAUAUGGAGAUUUAAUAAAAAUACAACAAGUAUCAGAAAUAUAAUUACCAAAUAACGAUGUGUUUGAACUAAAUUAAAAUCUUCUUGAAAGCUAAGACGAAGACUUACUAGGAAAUUUAGAGUGA
This is a messenger RNA of Tetrahymena thermophila SB210, 1614 nucleotides long. RefSeq names its product microtubule associated protein EB1, putative. The record is from RefSeq and is a predicted model, not a curated record. NCBI's taxonomy places the organism in Eukaryota, Ciliophora, Oligohymenophorea, Hymenostomatida, Tetrahymenidae. Gene Ontology annotation, cellular component: cytoplasmic microtubule; microtubule organizing center; microtubule plus-end. Gene Ontology annotation, molecular function: microtubule plus-end binding. The transcript has 4 exons. Gene Ontology annotation, biological process: spindle assembly; regulation of microtubule polymerization or depolymerization; protein localization to microtubule plus-end.